Molecule: messenger RNA, 2326 nt
Organism: Macadamia integrifolia
Lineage: Eukaryota; Viridiplantae; Streptophyta; Magnoliopsida; Proteales; Proteaceae
Exons: 6
Coding region: 383-2110 (575 amino acids)
Biological process (GO): protein transport
Source: RefSeq, a predicted model, not a curated record
GACCAUAAGGAAAGAAGCUCUUGUUUCCUUAGCCAGUGAGCUAUAGCGCGUUUGAGGAUUUUGGAUACACAUAGAAACGGCAGAGCAGGUAGAGGUUGAGAGGGAUGGGACUUGGGAGCUUCUUCUUGUCUAUUCCCUCUCCUUUCUGAGUUCCGUGUCUGUAGAUUUGAUCGAAAAGCUUCUAAUAAAUCAUUGAAUUAAGGCCUCAUGAUCUUAUCAACUUUUAAAAUUAAAUUCUCCCUAUAAAUACUCGAUAUGGAAUUCUGGUCAGACACUUGUUGGAUCUUCUCUAAGUGAAUUCUGAUCUAUUCCUAAUCUUUAUUGGUGGUGGGUUUGGAUCAGCUUGAGAUUCAUUAGGGUUUCUUGAUCUCUGGUUUUAGCUAUGUCGAUGCUUGAUUCGUUCUUCAACAAAGGAUUCAAGGGAGCUAAAUGUAAAACCCUUCUGAAGCUCACAAUUCCGCGAAUAAAGUUGUUGCGAAAUAGGAGAGAGAUUCAGAUAAAGCAGAUGCGUAAGGAUAUCGCCAAGCUCCUUGAGAAUGGGCAGGAAGCCACGGCUCGUAUACGGGUGGAACACAUUAUUCGAGAAGAGAAUAUGAUGGCUGCACAGGAGAUUGUUGAGCUAUUUUGUGAACUUAUUGCCGUCCGGCUUCCCAUUAUUGAGACGCAGAGGGAGUGUCCUCUAGAUCUGAAAGAAGCAAUUUCCAGUGUCUGUUUUGCUGCACCAAGGUGUGCAGACUUGCCAGAAUUGCAGCAGGUUCAAAUGUUAUUUGCUUCCAAAUAUGGAAAGGAAUUUGUCGCAGCUGCAACAGAACUCAUGCCAGAGUGUGGUGUUAAUAGGCAGAUGAUUGAACUGUUGUCUAUUCGUGCCCCUGCUGCUGAAGUAAAACUGAAGUUGCUGAAGGAAAUCGCUGAGGAGCAUGAGAUAGAUUGGGAUCCAUCUGCUUCUGAAACUGAGUUCUUCAAGCAGCAUGAAGAUCUGCUGAACGGCCCAACCCAGUUUGUAAGUGGAUCUAAACUGCCUCUCCCCGAAGAGAAACAUGAUGAUUCACUGCACUCAGCCCCUGCUCAAGCAUGUGAUGAACAUUCUGAUCCUGAUACUGGUUUCGAUCCAUUGGAUCUUCCUGAAGUUCCUAAAGUAUCAUUACGACCAAGUGCAGAUGCUGUAGUAACCCCAGAAGUGGUUCCACCACCCUUUCCGUCCGCAACAGAUGCUGAGAUUGAUUUAAGACCAAGUGCAGAUGCUGGACUGAACCCAGAAGGGGUUCCAAUACCCUAUCCGUAUGCACCAGAUUUGGAUAUUGAUCAUGGAAUUAAGAGAUACUCUGGAGCCAAUGAAAAUCACUUGAAGGGAUCACAUUCAGAACCUGAUGAAGUUGCACAGGAACCUCUGGUUGCUUCCCCAUGUGAACCAGCUAAUCUUGUAUCUGGUGCAAGGGGAGACGAACAAUUCCUCCCAUUUAUUGUUCCUCCAUCAGUAUCUGCUGCCUCAUUUUCUGCAAGUGAGGACAAGCCAGUUCCCUUGUCAAGCACCAAAACUGAGGCCAAUGUUGACUUGCAAGAUGUCCUGGCUGCAGCACAGGCAGCUGCAGAAAGCGCUGAACGUGCAGCAUCAGCAGCUCGUUCAGCUGCAAGUCUAGCGCAGGUCAGAAUCACCGAACUAAUGAAAAAAAGCAAUGACCAGGAGCACAGUGAAGAAGUUAUCCAGACAGGCGACAUAGAUGAUACUGAUCGAUCUGCCAGCGUGACGGUGCCUCAGUUUGAAAAUCAGCAGUCUUUUGGUGAUACCAAUGGUUAUUCCCCAUAUCUACAGGAUCCACUUCCAGACCAUAGACCUGAAUGGGUAUCAGAGAUGGAAAAUCCCCCAUCAUAUGACACACCCAAAGGCGGAUCUGAACAAGCUCUUUCUAGUGGCCCAUCAUAUGACACACCCAUAGACAGAUCUGAACAACCUCUUUCUAGUGGCCAAGUUCGUGAACAUGGAACGACUCACCAGCCUCAGCGUUUACCUUCAAUGGAGGAUGAUCCAUACUUUUCUUACCCCAACUUAUUUAAUUCUCAGGAGUCGAACCAUGGAUCUGGUGGUUAUUCCGAGUCCAGACAUGAGAAUUGAGUAGGAGUGAAUUUACCUACUCCUUGGACAAUGUUUUUCAGCUCCUGCAGGUGAUUGAGUGUAUACUAUAAGUAACAUUGUUUAUCAUAUGUUCUGUAAUUAAUGCUGUUUCCAGACACUAUGCAAGUCUGGUCUUUUUUACUUCUCAUGGUGCCUUUGUGGGUAUAGAGUGUAGCAUUGAGAUCUGUAUGUGAAAUAAAAUUCCAGUUGAAACAA